GAAAAAUUACAACUUGGGAAAACUCAUGCAAGUUCAGCAGCAGUGAGAAAGAAGAGACAUAAUACUCAUCUGCCUGGAUAUCUGGGAAAAAAUACAGACGCAUCCACUACCAUAGGAUAGGUAUCUAUGGCCUCAACAAACCUAUCAUACAUUUUUGGAGAAUGGAAUGGAAUAACCUAUUUGGCAGAAUGUUUUGUCUUGGGGGUGAUAUGUUUGUUUCUGGCAUCGAUAGCAGGUCCUCUCUGGUUCUUUUUCUAUGUCUACCUCUCUGCUUUUGUCAUCCUGAUCUAUGAGAAGAUCCACAAAUUAAAGGGAAAAUAUGAUGUUACAUUAUAUUUAAUUCUGGGAUAUAUAUGGGACAUCUUUGGAAGAGUAUGGCAUGGUUAUGAACUGCACGGCAUAGAAAAUAUACCAGAGGGACCAGGACUUCUUAUUUAUUACCAUGCUGCAAUUCCUUUAGACUAUAUCUUCUUUAUAUCAAGGUUAUUUCUUUUGAAGGGGAAACAAUGUUAUUCAGUGGUUGAUCGCUUUGCCUUUAAGUUGCCAGGCCUUACAACUCUGUUGGAGGUAUUGUUAAUGAUGACUGGUACAAAGGAUGAAUGUCUUUGCAUUCUGAAGGAAGGUCAUUUGCUGACUAUUUCACCAGGAGGAACACGAGAAGCCCAAUUUAGUGAUGAAACUUAUAAAAUUCUGUGGGGCAAACGGAAAGGUUUUGCUCGGAUUGCCAUAGAUGCUAAAGUGCCUAUAAUUCCCAUGUUUACACAGAAUGUUCGUGAGGGGUACAGGACUGCUGGAAAAACAGGAAUAUUGAAAAAGCUAUAUGAAUCUAUCCGAUGGCCAGUUCUUUUUAUAUAUGGUGGAUGGCCAGUCAAAUGGCGUACAUACCUAGGAGAGCCUAUUCCAUAUGACCCAGAUAUAACUGUAGAAGAGCUGGCCAAAAAGGCAAAGAUUGCUCUGCAGAGUUUAAUAGACAAACACCAAAGGUGCCCAGGAAGCAUAAGAAGAGCUCUGUUGGAAAGAUUUGAUAAUCAUAGCUAUGCAAAGAAUGACUGA
This is a messenger RNA of Sceloporus undulatus (fence lizard), 1053 nucleotides long. RefSeq names its product transmembrane protein 68-like. Gene Ontology annotation, molecular function: acyltransferase activity. Gene Ontology annotation, cellular component: membrane. Lineage: Eukaryota; Metazoa; Chordata; Lepidosauria; Squamata; Phrynosomatidae. The coding region runs from base 127 to 1053 and encodes 308 amino acids. The transcript has 7 exons. The record is from RefSeq and is a predicted model, not a curated record.